Messenger RNA from Diorhabda carinulata, 1569 nucleotides. RefSeq lists its product as uncharacterized. NCBI's taxonomy places the organism in Eukaryota, Metazoa, Arthropoda, Insecta, Coleoptera, Chrysomelidae. The transcript is spliced from 4 exons. Bases 1 to 1569 code for a protein of 522 amino acids. Gene Ontology annotation, molecular function: nucleic acid binding. The record is from RefSeq and is a predicted model, not a curated record.
AUGCACGGAUUUUCGGAUGCGUCCGAAGAUGCAUUCGGAUCUUGUAUAUACCUGAGAUCUAUCGACGCGAAUGGUGAAGUGUUUACAAGUCUUCUAUACGCAAAGUCCAAGGCCGCACCGUUAAAGACCGUUACGCUGCCGCGACUCGAGUUAAUGGCAGCCGUAACCUUAGUCAGAUUGUCGAAUGAAGUCAAAAGGUCAUUACGUAUAAAAAUUGAUCAGUGCGUUUACUGGUCAGAUUCAACGGUAGUUUUGGGAUGGCUGAAGUAUCCACCCAAUCAAUUGAAGCCCUUCGUUGCUAAUCGUGUCGCCGAAAUCCAAGACUUGUCGGCAGCUGAUAGCUGGCGUCACGUACCGACUAAAAGCAAUCCCGCAGACCUCGUAUCGAGAGGUGUAAAACCCAGAAAUUUAUUGAAUAACUCGCUGUGGUGGGAGGGGCCUCCAUUUCUAAAAGAAAGAAAGGAGAGCUGGCCUGAAUGUCCUAACAAAAACGAAAAUUUGCCCGAUAUUCGCAAACAAAAGGUUAAUUUACUUAUCUCGUGUUCAGAAAAUGAUUUUAUUAAACAUUUUUCGGACGUAAAUAAACUCAAGCGAAUCACCGCAUAUAUAAGAUGUUUCUAUUUAAACUGUAAGGCCAAGGGAAAUCCUGAACUAAGUAAUAGUGGACCAUUGGAAGUUUCUGAAUUAGACGGUGCAUUAAACUGUUUGACAAAAUUAUCGCAAGGCGAAUUCUUUCAUCGUGAUAUUAACAAAUUGAACAAGAAUAAACCUGCCGCUGACUGCAAAAUUAUUAGUCUUAAUCUGUUUUUGGACCGCGAUGGCAUUUUACGAGUUGGCGGACGGUUAACCAAUGCCAAAUUUGCUUUUGAGAAAAAACACCCGGCAAUUUUAUCGUCUAAAAGUCAUUUAGCCGAGUUACUAGUAAGGAACACGCAUUUACGAUUGAUGCACGCUGGACCGCAGCACACGUUGGUUACGCUUCGUGAAAGGUAUAAACCCACUCAAACUCAACCCAUAAUGGCGCCUUUACCAGAAAUGCGUUUGAAAUCGAGACAUCCGUUUGAAUUUGUCGGCGUUGAUUAUGCCGGACCUAUGUCGAUCAAAAAUAAAUCCGGAAGAGGAUACAAGGUAUCCAAAGCUUACAUAUGCCUCUUUGUUUGUUGCGUUACGAAAGCAGUACAUACAGAGUUGGAAGGACAUAUGCAAAAAGACUGUAAAGAAAGUGUACCAGGGCAAUCAAAUUCAAGAGUUGUGCAAGGUGGUUUUACAAGAGGUAGUUUCAGAGGAAAUUAUAGAGGUGGUUAUAGUAGAGGAGGUUUUCGAGGAUAUGCAACUCCAAGUAGAGGUUUCACUCGAGGUAGAAGUUAUCAUACAAACUACAGAAAUCAGGGAAAUCAUGUAGAGGUGAACAAGAAACAAAGUUCCGAAGAUCAGGAAGAGCAAGAUGGAAUAUGUUUUUUGAUGAAUGGUAAUGAAAGUAAGAUUAUUAUACAAUACCAUAUACGCCACAGCAGAAUGGUAAGGCUGAGAGGUUUAAUAGAAGUUUGUUGGAAAAGGCAAGAACAAUGA